This is a messenger RNA of Onthophagus taurus, 2453 nucleotides long. RefSeq names its product solute carrier family 12 member 8. NCBI's taxonomy places the organism in Eukaryota, Metazoa, Arthropoda, Insecta, Coleoptera, Scarabaeidae. Gene Ontology annotation, molecular function: potassium:chloride symporter activity. Gene Ontology annotation, cellular component: membrane. The record is from RefSeq and is a predicted model, not a curated record. Gene Ontology annotation, biological process: potassium ion homeostasis; cell volume homeostasis; chloride transmembrane transport.
UGACAGGUGACAAUUGACAGUUCUUAUAUUUAGCACUAUUUGUUAUACUCUAAAUGUUUUAUUGCUUAAAUGAUGACGGAAUUUCACUUAUUUACUUCUGACGUCAAAUAAAUGACACAUUUGCACGAAUAUCGCCGAACACGAAUACGAGUAUGUGUCAAACACAGAAUCUUGAGAAUGAUAAAAUUUUUAUAAUAUAGCGAAAUUAUGCUGUGUAGAUAAUAAUUAUCUUUAAUCUAUUUCCCUGGAGAACAAUAUGUGUUUUCGAUGUGAUAAAUAUUGCUUUUAAUUAAUUGUAUUCCUAUAAAUUAAUUUAUUUAACUAAAAAGUAAGAAAUAUGGAAGAGAAAAACAACGCAGAUGUUAAUUGGUCAAGAUUUGGAUUGGGAACAGAUAAGUCAUCAAGAUUACGAGGAAAUACCACUGGUUUUGUAGACUUGGGAAAUGAAUAUGAUUACGGAGCAGGUGGCCACCAAGCAUCAGGAGCAAAUGAAUUGUUCGCCGAAGAACAAGGUGAUGUUCCAUGGUGGAAAUCAAACUUUUUUAUAUCACAACCGGUUCUUUUUGGAACAUGGGAUGGCGUAUUCACUUCUUGCUUAAUAAACGUUUUUGGUGUAAUCGUAUUUUUACGAUCCGGUUGGAUUGUUGGACAAGCUGGAGUCUUUUGUGCUAUAUUAAUUGUCUUUGCAACAGUCUUCAUUGCUUUAAUAUCGGUCUUAUCAGCCGUGGGAAUUUGCGAACGUUGCCGAAUAGAAAGUGGUGGUGUUUAUUUUUUGCUUGCGCAUGUUUUGGGAUCUAGAUUCGGUGGCUCUAUAGGACUCAUAUAUUGUUUUGGACAGGCUGUUGGUUGCGCAUUGAAUGUUCUUGGGUUUGGCGAAACAAUGGCGGAGUUGAUUGGAGCUGGAGAUUUUAUUUGGGCUAAAAGAGGUAUUGCUGGAGCUGCAGUACUUCUUGUUAGCAUGAUUAAUAUUGCUGGAGUCAAAUGGGUUAUUAAAUUACAAUUUAUUUUGCUAAUUAUUUUAUUAUUAGCUGGUUUGGAUUUUCUUGUGGGAAGUUUUGUUAAUACUGAUAUUGCAAAUGGUUUUGAAGGCUGGUUAAGUGGAAAUUUAGGUUUAAAUCUUUGGCCAGCUUAUCAAGAUGGUUACAGUUGGUUCACCGUUUUCGGUGUAUUUUUCCCAACUAUAACCGGGAUUUUAUCUGGUAUUAAUAUGAGUGGGGAUUUAAGAGCGCCAUCCGUUAAUAUUCCGAACGGAACUUUAGCGGCAAUCAGUACGGGAACGUUUUUCUAUUUGAUUUUUGUUAUGGUUUUGGGGGCAACCUGCACCAGGCAUGCUUUAUUAACUGAUUUUAAUAUAGCCGCAACGGUUUCUGCUGUACAAGUGUUAUUAUUAGCUGGUUUGUAUGUUUCAUCGAUGUCGAGUUGUUUGGGAGCUAUGUAUGGCACACCUAGGGUUUUACAAAGUAUUUCAUUGGAAAAUGUCAUUCCCGGAAUUGGAGUUUUAGGACGUGGAAGAGGUCCAAAUAAAGUGCCCUUAUACGCUUUAGCCGUCGUAGCAACAAUAACAUUAACAUUUAUCUUAAUCGGCGAUAUUAAUACAUUAGCACCAGUCGUAACAUUGCCGUUCCUCUUGACGUAUGCGUGCGUCGAUUAUGCGUAUUUCGCGUUGGCACAAACUUUUGAUCUUCAGCAUCAACGCGAACAAAGAUUUUGUAAGCAAAAGUCUCAAUUGACAUUGAACAAUCAUAUCGAUAGCAACGAUUUGGACGCUUUAUUUCCGGAACGUACGCGCCAUAGAACGUUACGCGCAGAUUCCAGUUCCGGUUCUAUAAGCAGCCCUGAAGAUCGUUCCGAAACAACACCGAUUGUGCCUAAACCACAUAUUCAUUCAAAAACGAAAAAUUGGUACUCAAGUUUAUGCAACAGAUGGUUAUCGUUGAUUGGGGCCGUUAUGAAAUUGGUCGUUAUGUUCUUGGUCCAUUGGGCGUACGCUUUAGCCUGUAUCACCGUUGUGUUCUUGGUUUGGUUAUACAUUGGUACGGCAAAUCCCGCUGUUAAACCUGGGUUGGCAGCUGAAUUUCGAUUUUUCCGCUGGUUCAAAACCGUUAUGUAUAGAUGUUUUGGAAAACGUGUACAUGAAUAUGAACAAAUUGUGGUAACACCAGUAAACCCAGUUGUCGAUAUUGCACCUGCACAAUUAAACGAGGAUAACGAGGACUUUGCUUCGCGAAGACGUUACCAUCAAUCCGCCACUGUUCAAGGGCAGCUUGUACAGAUUGAAGAUUAACAAUAUGUUUAAGAUGAAAGAAAAAGUAUUUAAGAGUGAAAGUCAUUAAGAGAAAAAAUUAAAAAAAAAACAUUUUGCAAUAUUUUAAUACUUAAUAUUUAAUAAAAAUAACGCGUGUAAUAAUAACGUUUAUUAUAUUGCUGUAAUUAAUAAAGAAAAGUGCAAAUUA